UAAUGUUCUCUUUUCUCUUCGCUUCAUCAAAUGGAUUCUCCACCUCUCCUCAAAUGUCCACCCAAUCCCAUUCAUCUCCUCUCUAUCACACCAACUUAGGCCUCGGCUACUCCAUCGCCGUCGCUCUUGGUUUCCUCCUCCUCCUCUCUAUUAUCCUCCUCGCAUCCUACGUCUGCUGCCGCCCUUCUUCUUCUUCUCCUGCUCGCGCCGACUCCGACGGGAUCAUCCUUCCCAGAGUUGUUUUCAUUGAUGAAGACGAUAAAAAUGUGGUCGUGGGGCUUGAUGAAGCCAUUAUAAAUUCAUACCCCAAGUUCCAGUUUAGUAAAGAGGCGGUUGCUGUGGGUUCUACUAAUGCUAACACGACAUGUUCGAUUUGUCUAUGUGAGUAUAGGGAUCUGGAGAUGUUGAGAAUGAUGCCUGAGUGCAGGCACUGUUUCCAUGUUUCUUGUCUUGAUGCUUGGUUGAAACUUAAUGGGUCUUGUCCAAUUUGUCGGAACUCGCCACUUCCGACUCCGCUUUCUACGCCUUUGUCGGAGGUCGUGCCUUUGUCUCAGCAUGUGGCAGACCGGAGGAGGAUGAGGUGACUUCUUUUUUUUCCUUCUCUUUUUAA
Messenger RNA from Hibiscus syriacus, 610 nucleotides. RefSeq names its product RING-H2 finger protein ATL67-like. NCBI's taxonomy places the organism in Eukaryota, Viridiplantae, Streptophyta, Magnoliopsida, Malvales, Malvaceae. Gene Ontology annotation, molecular function: transferase activity. The coding region runs from base 3 to 584 and encodes 193 amino acids. The record is from RefSeq and is a predicted model, not a curated record. Gene Ontology annotation, biological process: protein ubiquitination. The transcript has a single exon.